AAACCUGUUAUCACACGUAACAGAGUACCGACCAAAGAGGAGAAAUGGUAGAACAAAUUUUAUAUUGAAUUCAGUGGAUAAUAAUUUAUUUUAAUAUAAAAAAAAACUUCAAACUAAGAAAAUCAAAUUUUUAUAUUUCAUUUACCACCGAUCUUUUUUCUCUUCUUCCUCUCUGUUUCCUUGAGAUCCAAAAGAUACCCGUUUGAGUUCUCUUUUUACUUAAUCUCCCAGAUCUUACAGAUUUUCAAAAGACCCAAAUUCAGAAACUUCAAAAGCUUUGAUUUGAAGAAGAAAAAAAAAAAAACAAGAAAAAAAGAAGCUUUGCCUUGCGUGUUUGGUGAUAACAAGUAGGUCUAGGUGGGGGCGAAUGUGGCUGAUUUUCUCUUUCUAGUCUGUUUGUGUUUGGCUACCAAGAUAAUUCUUUUCUUUUUGCUUCUGUUUCUGGGUCUUUCUGUUUAGUGAGUGAGAACUAGAAAAAGAAAGAAGAGAUCUUUUUGGUGUUUUGUUGAUUUGGAGUUGAAGAAAAGAUGCAGCAAAAUCACUUGAAGAAGGACUUAAAAGAGAUGGACUUUUUCACUGAAUAUGGCGAUGCAAAUAGGUAUAAAAUUCUUGAAGUCAUUGGGAAGGGAAGCUAUGGAGUUGUUUGCGCAGCGCUUGACACACAUACUGGGGAGAAAGUGGCGAUAAAGAAAAUACAAGAUGUAUUUGAGCACACAUCGGAUGCUAUAAGGAUUUUACGUGAAGUCAAGUUGCUCAGACUUCUUAGACAUCCUGAUAUAGUUGAAAUUAAGCGUCUAAUGUUGCCACCAUCGAAGAGGGAGUUCAAAGACAUAUUUGUUGUUUUUGAGCUCAUGGAGUCUGAUCUUCACCAAGUCAUCAAAGCUAAUGAUGACUUGACGCGUGAACAUCACCAGUUUUUCCUUUACCAAAUGCUUCGUGCGAUGAAAUAUAUGCAUACAGGAAAUUGGUUUGGAUGGGGUGCUUUAAGUAAUUACAAAUUUAUACUGAUUGCUAAGUUCGUGGUUGCAGCUAAUGUUUACCAUCGUGACCUUAAACCAAAGAAUAUACUGGCAAAUGCAAAUUGCAAACUUAAAGUUUGUGACUUUGGGCUUGCAAGAGUUGCAUUCAGUGACACCCCAACCACAGUCUUUUGGACGGACUAUGUUGCUACACGAUGGUACAGGGCUCCAGAGCUGUGCGGAUCUUUCUUUUCUAAGUAUACACCAGCUAUUGAUAUUUGGAGCAUCGGCUGCAUCUUUGCAGAGGUAUUGACAGGGAAGCCCCUAUUUCCUGGAAAAAGUGUUGUUCAUCAAUUAGAAUUGAUCACUGAUCUUCUGGGAACACCUUCACCAGAAACCAUUUCUGGAGUCCGAAAUGAUAAAGCAAGAAAAUACUUGACAGAAAUGAGGAGAAAACACCCUGUGCCAUUUUCACAGAAAUUUCCAAAUGCAGACCCUUUAGCAGUGCGGCUAUUGCAGAGAUUGUUAGCAUUCGAUCCUAAGGACCGGCCAACUGCUGAGGAGGCAUUAGCUGAUCCUUACUUCAAAGGCUUGGCUAAAAUUGAGAGGGAACCUUCUUGUCAGCCAAUCUCAAAAUUAGAGUUUGAGUUUGAGAGGCGAAGGGUGACAAAGGAGGACAUUAAGGAAUUAAUUUACAGGGAGAUACUAGAAUAUCAUCCUCAGCUGCUCAAAGACUAUAUAAAUGGAAACGAAGGAACCAAUUUUCUCUAUCCAAGUGCCAUUGGUCAAUUCAGAAAGCAGUUUGCGUAUCUGGAAGAAAACGGCGGUAGAAGUGCACCAGUUUUCCCUCUGGAGAGGAAGCAUGUAUCCCUCCCAAGGUCUACAGUUCAUUCUACUACUAUCCCUUCAAAUACGCAGUCAACUUUGGUUUCAUCUGAGAAUCGACAAGUUAAAGAGGAGGCUUCCAAAAAAGUAACAGAUGCGAUUUCUGGUAAUCCAAAGAUAGCACGGCCUCCACCUAGGGUGCCAUCUGCAAAACCAGGGAGAGUCGUUGGAUCUGUCAUACCAUAUGAGAAUGGGAAAAAUGUUAAAGAUGGUUUCGAUGCUAAGAGCCUUUACAGAAAUGCGGUCCUUCCUCCACAGGAUGUCUCCGCCCAUUGUUUCCUUAGAACUAGCACCACAAAUCAAGAGAAAUCUGGAACACAGGCUGACAGGAAUCCACAAACCAAGCUGCAACCUCAGUUUAGCAUGGUGGCAAAAUCAGCCCCUGGAAUGGUUGUUGACCUUAACAGCAACCCCUAUUACCGACCACGAACCAAGGCUGAUAAAUUACAUGAUAGAUUACCCAUUGAUGCAAAAAUACUGCAGGCGCAAUCCCAGUUCGGUGCAGUUGGUGCUGCUGCUGUAGCUGUAGCUGCCCACAGGAAUGUGGGUACAGUUCAGUAUGGAUUUUCUUAACUGGGAUUUGCAUCAGGGUGUGUUGAUAAUGGCGACAACGGUCUAUUGAAGUGAGGUGAGGGUAGUGGGGGGGUAGUUCUCUGGUGCUGCUCUUUUCAAGUUUCUAAUUUAUGAUGCUCUUCUGUAAUUAUAUGUUGUAUUAUUGAAUUUCAUAAGUGAAAUAAAUUGCUGCUAAUUCUUAGAAGACUCGGCCCAAUGGAAAUUCAACUAGAUUGACACCAACAUUUUGAUUGGUAUAUUGAAGGGCAAAUUCAUUUACAAGAUUAAGGGAAAACACUUCUGGAAGAAGCAUUUCUCUUUAGGUGGAAUGAACACAACUGAAAAUGUGAUGAAUUUCAAUAACGUAACAUUUCUAACCACAACCUGCUUCUUCAAAAUUAUGUGUAUAUGGUAAUUUGUGUAUUUAUGUUAUAUUUUAUGUAAAAAUUGCAUGUUGUGUUAAAAUCUUCGACCUUUUUC
Messenger RNA from Durio zibethinus, 2876 nucleotides. Its product is annotated as mitogen-activated protein kinase 19-like. The record is from RefSeq and is a predicted model, not a curated record. Gene Ontology annotation, molecular function: ATP binding; MAP kinase activity. Gene Ontology annotation, biological process: protein phosphorylation. Lineage: Eukaryota; Viridiplantae; Streptophyta; Magnoliopsida; Malvales; Malvaceae.